CCUUCGUGUACCCUCUCUCCCUCACGCAGACAAAACUGAAAAGACUACUGCAAAGAUCUUCGCUUUGGGGUAUUUUAGGGCUUUUUGGAGUCAAUCAUGUCGGAUCUUCACGAACAGCAAUUCAAGUAAAUGUGAUUGAAUUCAUAUCUGAGAAAUGGAUACACAUGCACACAUCUACAUAACCACAAUUUCACUGAGUUACGUCCGGAUACACAUUUCAUCUUCACGCCGUGGCAAAUAACAGAAGGCGAAAGAGACAGAGAGAGAGAGAGAGAGACGAGGAGCACCCGGAACAGAAACAUCGCUAUUAUCUCACCUGAAGCAAGCAUUAGGCAGGAGUAGCAUCAUUGUAGGCUCUCUGGGAAAUCGACCCAGAGAGUGGAAUAAGGACGGAGUGAGGUGUCCUGCUGAUUGCUCAUUCUCCGGGAUGAAGUUAACAUUUGGUGUGCUCUCUGUGUCCGUUGCUUUGACUGGGGCGAUCAGCUUCGUGUUCCUGGUGGUAGCAAUUGGGACAGAUUUCUGGUACAUUAUCGAUGCCUCCAAACUGCAAAGCUCCUCCAAUUCGUCCGACCACCUCAGUUCCCAUUCUGGGCUUUGGAGAACGUGCAAAUUUCAAAGCAAAUGUUUUCACUUAAUUAAUCCGUUCUGGCAAGGAGACACAAACUUCACAGCCUCUCAAAGACAACUGCUAAAUAUGCAUGGAACAUUUGUAGUUCUACUUCCACUCAGUCUCAUCUUGAUGAUUUUUGGAGGAAUGACCGGAUUUAUUAGCAUUUUAGCACGAGCCUAUGCGUUACUGUUGUUGACUGGAACUCUUUUCCUAUUUGGAGCUCUGGUAACUCUUGGCGGAGUCAGUGUGUACAUCGGAUAUUCAGCUGCAGCAUUUAAAGCAGCUGUUUGUCUUUCUGGAAAGAAGAUUCUGGAAGAUAUUAACAUCAGGUUUGGAUGGUCCUUAGCUCUGGCAUGGAUCUCAUUCGUUGCUGAGGUCUUUACUGGUGUUGCAUUCAUAAUAGCUGCCAAAUUAACGAGCAUGAGAAGGAGACAGGAAGAAGCAACAUGAAGCUAACAUGCUUUUGAGGAAAGUUAUGGUGAAACAAAGACAAUUAUGUUAAGUUUCUGUAAAUUAUAUCGAAGUGGAAAUAAUGCAAUUGUUUCAAAACUCUGGGAGCUGCUCAAAUAUGCAUCUCUCACUAAGUUAAUAUUUAAUGGACUCUCAAUACUAAAAAUGUGAAAUUAAGUAUUAGUGGUUGAAAUACUUAAUGAAAACAGUCUGCUCUUAGUCACUGUUAGUUUAAUUUGCUUAACUGUUAAUAAAGUAAAAAUAUCUAUUAAUGUAACCUUCACAGAUAUUGUAACAAAGAAAUACUGUCAGUGGUAUGUGUGUGAUGACUGUAGCAGUAUUAUAUAGCAAUGCCGAAAGCUGUCAGAAUUACAGGUCAAGUGGCAAAGGUCUUCUGCUUUUGCAGCAAAAAUAUGUUUCACGUUUAACUCCAUUUCUACAAUCUAGAAUAAAAGUAAAUGUUGCCAAUUAGUACUGAGUAAACUAUAUCCCUUUCCAAAACAUUAAUGGGCUAAUUAUAUGUUCUGAAAAUGUGUUGCUGGAAAAGCGCAGCA
Messenger RNA from Chiloscyllium plagiosum (whitespotted bambooshark), 1614 nucleotides. It is a transcript of the gene tmem114, whose product is annotated as transmembrane protein 114. Lineage: Eukaryota; Metazoa; Chordata; Chondrichthyes; Orectolobiformes; Hemiscylliidae. Gene Ontology annotation, cellular component: apical plasma membrane. The record is from RefSeq and is a predicted model, not a curated record.